Messenger RNA from Daldinia vernicosa, 1289 nucleotides. RefSeq lists its product as uncharacterized. The transcript has 3 exons. Lineage: Eukaryota; Fungi; Ascomycota; Sordariomycetes; Xylariales; Hypoxylaceae. The record is from RefSeq and is a predicted model, not a curated record. Bases 243 to 1208 code for a protein of 321 amino acids.
UUCUAACUUACACAACCUUACGCGCGUGUGAAUGGAUUGACUCUUUUAGUCCGUCACUUGGUUAGUGAUGUGGAUGAAUAGUAUCUACGAACCAUUAUCUAGCCAAAUACAAGAGAACUUACAUACCUAUUUAACCCCCUUUUCCAAACGCGAGCGAGACUUUCAUCACAUUGUCAAUCUUCUACCCCUAUCCUCCCAUCUCUACUACCAUCGCCGUAGGCACUAUCAAAGCCGGAUCCCCCAUGUCCACAACCCGCCUAGAACCACGAUACCGAUCUUCCCGGACAGACAAUACGAUGAAGAUCCCCAAAUAUCUCACCCUCGGUGUUCUCUCUUGCUUGCAGGGCCUGUCCCUCGUCAGCGCCGAGCCGCAAAUGUUCGAUAACUCGAUUUGCCCAUGGUACUACCUCCGCCAGAACUAUCAUAACAGCUUCGACGUUUAUACCGUAGAGCUCAUCGCUACCUGCGGCGUUGCCGUGAAUUCUGCAUUAGAGUAUCAUACGAGCCUUCUAGAUUUGGAUAGGUGCUUCGUCAACAAGGAUGGGAAUAUCAAGUUGGCCACCCCGGAUAUGGCGCCCCUAGGGGGUUUCUCUAAGACGUGCUGGAGCUGCGGUCUCAUGAACAUUGGACCUCACGAUAUUACCCCUGACACAUCGAAGCCUAUCAUAGCUUGUCAGUGCAAACCCGAAGAACCCAGCACUGAUCGCUCGCGCGAUGCGUCCUUUGAGUUCGACCAAGGAAUUUGGAUCGACAAGAACGGUGUUAUAGGAUGUCUGGAUCACACCGCCGACAUCAUCCCCUACUCCAACUCUACCACGCCAAAAAUGAUUCCCCCGAAUCUACUAGCGCCGCCUGCAACGGUGACUUCAACGGUAACGUCCACGGAGGUGCAAAACAACACGCUCAUCAACACCGCUACGGAGACAAAUAAUGCCACAGUCGUGAAUACUGCAACCGCAACCGCCACCGUCACCGCCACCCUAUUCAGCACCGCCAACCCCUCUUGCCCGUCGGGGUCCCAGGUCACAGUGACGAAGACGAAGAGGAAGAAGGCCAAGACGCUGAUUAAGACAGUCACUACGCCCUCUGUCAGCACUUACGUACUCACUGUUCUCGUUACGCCUCCGCCUACGGGCAACGUCGUUGCUAAUAUAAAGACGGAGACGACGGCGUAUGCGUCUUUCACAACCGUCUACCCGAGGCCUUAAACAGGACAAGGUAGGUAGUCAGCCGUUCGAGAUUAUGGUUUGUCUAUUUCUGUGCGUAUCAAUGCAGCUCGGAACGGGCGG